Aspergillus ruber CBS 135680 is the source of this 1219-nucleotide messenger RNA. It is a transcript of the gene zrfA, whose product is annotated as high-affinity Zn(2+) transporter ZRT1. The record is from RefSeq and is a predicted model, not a curated record. Lineage: Eukaryota; Fungi; Ascomycota; Eurotiomycetes; Eurotiales; Aspergillaceae. The coding region runs from base 161 to 1219 and encodes 352 amino acids. Gene Ontology annotation, cellular component: plasma membrane. Gene Ontology annotation, biological process: zinc ion import across plasma membrane. The transcript has a single exon. Gene Ontology annotation, molecular function: high-affinity zinc transmembrane transporter activity.
AUACGCUUGGUCCACUCUGAAUACAGUCCGCGAGGAUUUGAGUGUCCAUCAUCCUUUCAUGAGCUUCCAAGGUCCUCCCGCACAACGGGUAUAAUGCGGAAACCCACGACCAUGGCCAUCACACGGCUACAAGACACCAAUCCCCCAUUCUCUCAUCCUCAUGUCUUCCUUCAACGCUUCCAACGUGGACCUCAGCACGGCCAGCAAGGAAGAUGUCCUUUGCUAUUUGGCCCUCUCUGAAAAUGACUACAAUGGCCACCUCGGAGCGCGCAUCUCCUCCAUUUUUGUGAUUCUCUUUGUUUCCACUGCCUUUACCUUCUUCCCGGUUAUCGCCAAACGAAACCCAGGAUGGAAGAUUCCGCACAGCGUCUACCUCUUCGCUCGGUAUUUUGGUACUGGGGUUAUCGUGGCGACAGCUUUCAUCCAUUUGCUGGAUCCCGCAUACAGCAGCAUUGGUCCGAAUACCUGCAUUGGCAGUUCUGGUCACUGGGGAGAUUAUUCCUGGUGUGCUGCCAUUGUUCUGGCGUCGGUCAUGAUUAUCUUCCUGAUGGACCUGGCUGCAGAAGUAUAUGUUGAGCACAAAUACGGCGUUGAACGAGACGAGUCGGCCACGAAUGCAUUCCUCACUUCCAACCUCCAUGCUCACGCCAGUGCCUCUGACGAGAGACCGACACCAACGAGGAGCAAAAGCAACGAAUUUUUCUCUGACGAUAGUUCGAAUGCAGAGCGAUCAUUCCGGCAACAGAUUGCCGCCUUCCUGAUCCUGGAGUUUGGCAUCAUCUUCCACUCUGUCAUUAUCGGUCUGAACCUAGGCGUCACAGGCGAGGAGUUCGCUACCCUCUACCCGGUUCUGGUUUUCCAUCAAUCGUUCGAAGGACUGGGAAUUGGUGCGCGGAUGUCUGCUAUUCCAUUUGGUCGACACAAAUGGCUUCCUUGGGUAUUAUGUCUGGCAUACGGACUCACUACGCCUAUUUCCAUUGCCAUCGGGCUGGGCGUGAGGACGACAUACAAUCCGGAUUCCAAGGUCGCCCUGAUCGUUCAGGGUGUUUUGAACGCGAUAUCAGCUGGGAUUCUGAUCUACAGCGCGCUGGUAGAGCUGCUGGCGAGAGACUUCUUGUUCGAUCCGUGCCGGACCAAGCGUCGGUCUCAAUUGUUGUACACGGUGUUUUGUAUGUUACUGGGCGCGGGUAUCAUGGCAUUGAUUGGGAAGUGGGCAUAA